GUCAAUGUCUUGUUUUUUGUACGGACGGUACGACGACGAUUUUCGAAGUUUGACUCUCGAAAAACGAUUUAAGAUAGAUAUGAUCUAAUCUAGAGUGUCUACAUAACAAUAAAAACAUUUUAGUUAUACCACGAAAAGAAUUAUACAUUUUACCUUAAUUCCAAAUUUUUCGAAACAAUGGUUGUCGGAGCUUUUCCUAUCGCAAAAUUGUCCGUUUUGCUAAUUAAACAAAUCAGCAAACCCAUUGCGAAUGCUUGCAAGGAAAGGGCCAAAAAUAGUCCUUUUUUCAGAACCUACGUGUGCAUGCCUCCGGCGCAAUUUUACAACUGGUGUGAAGUCAAGACAAAAAUGUGGAUCUUAAACUUGGGAAAACCCGUAAACAUUCCAGUGUUGAGUCAAGAAAUGGCUAUAGAAUUGGGAGCAAAUCUGCUGGGUGAAUCCGUCAUAUUUGUAAUUGGAGCGGGUCUGCUUAUUGUGGAAUACAACAGACAAAGUAAAAAGGAAGCAGCAAAAGAAGCAAAACGUGAAGAGGAAAUGAAACACAUAACAGGAACAAUAACAGAUCUAUAUUUCACUGUUCAGCAACAACAGACGCAACUAAGAGAAAUGGAAAGAAUGGUGCACUCUAUAGGUGGCAAGAAACUACCUCCUAGCCCCCCACCUGCUAAUGUGCCAUCAGGACCAACCCCUCCACCUACACCACCAACACCAAAGCCACAAAAUAUCAACCAUAUUAUGGACUACAGUAGAACUGCAUCAUUGACUCCAUAUCCUGAUAAGGGCGUCAUUCUGCAAUCGUUAAAUUAUAUACAAAUGGACGUUUUCAGCUCUUAUUUUAAUGGCUCAAACAUAAAUGACCCCAACCAAAGGGUUGAUAAUACACAAACAUAUUAUAAAAGGGAACCUGCCUUGCUCUCUGAGGCAUUGCAUAAUAUUGAAAACAAUUUUACAAGCUUAUUUUAAUGUAAUUUAACAGUGUGAGGUGGUAAAUGAUUGUAGUAUUUAUUUUUAAAAUAUGUAAGAUAGAUUUUUGUAAUAUAUUUGUUUCAAGUCACAAGGUGUAUGAAAAAUAUUGUAAUAUAAGCUAGUAAAUUGUAACAAAUCAGAUUAUCUUUGAUUUUAGGUCAGUGAACAGUUUAUGAAUUGUCUACAAAAAUCUCAUGGACAAUAUUUAAAAAAAUAUUUAUAUAUUCUAGGAAAUAGUAGUAUGAGACGAAUAUGACGUCGCUCGAUCUCGUGUUAUACUGACGCUAGGUGGCGCGACUUGUUUCAGUAAAGAGUAGAGAGUUAGAGGGAUAGCGGUCGGUUGGCGGAAACGACUUCCGAUAUAAGGCGCUCGUCGUACGGUCGGCUUCAAUAUGCUCGUGGCGUUCGAGCCGUCCACAUUUCUUGUGUAAAUCUUUAUGGGUUACUUGGGACAGGCGGGGAAAGUAACGUAAGUGGAAGAGGGGAGUGUUUGUUAACAGUCAAUGAAUCCUUUAACCCUACACACAACGUUUACAAGUGCGUGACUCCACUCAAGGUCAUUUUCUGCCAUUCCAGGGUCUUUUUUGGUUACAGUUUGAUUUAUUAAUUAAGUUGUCCUGACAAAUAUUGUGUAUCAGAACCUUUGUUCCUCAUUGGUUUUCUUAUUUUUUUAAUCCAAUUUAGAUUGUUUAAUGCUAGAUUGAAUGAAUAAGCUUGUGAAUAUAGUUCUCAAAGGUUUAUGACUAGUCAAACAUACUUCAUUUUAAAAUUCCAUGAGUUACAGCUACAUACUUUUUAUGAAAAAAAUGAGGGGUAAACUGUAAAUUCUAUGAACUAUCAGAAAUAGACCAUAGAAUAGAAUAGUUGACAUGAUGGAUAUGACCUCUGUCUUCAAUUCAGAGAGCGCAGGUUUGAAUCUGGUCCGGGGCAUGCACCUCCCAACAGUGAAAGAAAAACUUUGUGAGGAAACCUGCAUACCUGAGAAUUUUCUUAAUUCUCUGUGUAAAGUCGCCCAAUCUGCGUUUGGCCAGUGUGGUGGACUAAGGCCUAACCCAUUCUGGGUUGUUAAUGAUGAUGAUGAUAAUAGUAAAUAUGUUUACUUAAUGAUAUUUUUAAAUAACAACAAAAAACAGACAAUUUAUUAUAUAAGUUUAUUUUAUUGCUCAAGCCAUUCACUCAUAUAUUUGCAUUCUUGUGGUGUUAUAAGCCCAGUAGAGCAGCAUUUAUGUAUGAGAGGACACACUCCACAGGGAACCUGGACCAAUCCUGGUGGUGUUAUUAGUGAUUCAAUAGAUCGGUACACUUUGCUUCCAUCUGGGUAAACACUGCUUUCUGCUUUCCCAUCAUAGACUAGUGUAUUUAAAAUUGUGAUAACAUCUUCAACUUCGAGCUUCACCUUAAAAUUCAAAAUUACAUUUAGGUCAUUAUUGUCAUUAGAGAUUUAAUUUUUUUUUAAACAUUUGGUACACCAACUUACUUUACUUAUUCCUAAGUCAGUUAUAUACUUUUGAACUUCAGCUGCUGUGGCAUAGGAUUGUGUUCUGCCCACUAUCGGACCUCUGGGAUUGUUUUUUAUUUUAUCAGCCCUUUGCUGCAGGAACCGUAAGCACUGCCUGUUCAGAAUUUCUACAAACUCUGAUUCAAAGUCCUGAUCUUGAUACCAGGCUCCUCCAGAUAUAGAGCGGUCUGGUUCUAGAUUAUAAAGCAUAUAAACUUUCUUCUUUGAUGCCUGUAAAAUGAAGUAAUUGUAAAGCUAUUUGUAAUGAGAUAAUUUUGCUGUAAUCCCACUACUGUACCCACUGGGAAUAAAGGAAAAUAUAAGUAUAUAUAGUUAUUGUUUAGAAGCAAGUGCUUUUGUCAACGAAUUGUUUAGCAGUUACAGAAUCAGUGGCAAGUAGAAGGAUUUUGACAAGGGUAGGUAGGAAUUAUGUGUACAGAUUGUACAAAAUGUAAAAUUCCUUCUCCAAUACAGGUUUAUAAUUAAUCCACAGGGUAGGCAGUGCACUUUUGCAUAAUACAAGCAAUGUGUCAUAAAGCAUAUGAGCAAGGGGGUCAUUUAUUUCCAAACACCAUUGAAUGGAAUUACAUCUUGCUCAUGUUUUUCUGUCACUGCCAAAAAAAGUUGGCAAAAGAACCACUUGCUUAAUACAAUUUUAAAAAUUUAGCAUUCAAAAGUUUUCUUUUUUGGAUGCUUCCAGUAAUGGGAUUAUAAAUCAAACUAUCCAAAGUAUUACCUAAGAACAAGAACAAUGGUGGUAAGAUAAAAAGUUACUUAUUAGGAAAUAUUUGUAAAAUAUACAUUAGUUUUAAAUAGUCCUUGGAUCCAAGAUUAAGGGGGCAUAUUUGUUGUCAGACACGCUGUAGUGUGGGAGAUUGUUCAAAAGGAAAGAACUCCCCUUUGGUUCUCAUGUUUUGUCAUUCUUGCCAAGAAUAUCACAUACAGAAAGUAUGAGCAGAAUGAUUAUGAAUAAAUAUAUAUUUUUUUUGGGCCCAAGGACUAUAAUAACAUAAGCAUUUUGUUUUGUGUCAGAAAAUAUAGUCCUGGAACUAAUAUUGGCCAUUAUGUUACAUGUUUGUGGCCACCAUAAUAACAUACUUCUGCACUAUAUUUUCACAAGUAGUUGUUUUUAAGUAUUAAUAGUUACUGAAAGCUUAUACUUGAAAUGUACAUUUAGUAUGACAAUAUUGGUUCCAGGGGUUAGUAUUAGGACUGUUCUUGUUAUUGUUUAUAGACUAAAAUGUUAGGAGUGAAUACACAAAUUAUAUUUAAUACAUACAUUAACACAUUUUACUGCUUUAAUAA
This is a messenger RNA of Bicyclus anynana (squinting bush brown), 3769 nucleotides long. Its product is annotated as optic atrophy 3 protein homolog. Gene Ontology annotation, cellular component: mitochondrion. The record is from RefSeq and is a predicted model, not a curated record. The transcript is spliced from 4 exons. NCBI's taxonomy places the organism in Eukaryota, Metazoa, Arthropoda, Insecta, Lepidoptera, Nymphalidae. Gene Ontology annotation, biological process: regulation of lipid metabolic process. The coding region runs from base 178 to 963 and encodes 261 amino acids.